AGUGGAUGGAUAUAUCGACAGGAAUCGCGUACAUAUUUAUGCGUAUACACGCACAAUUAGUGCAUCUUCAUCGUUAGCUAUCAAUAUUAGAGCCGUGUUUUCUGCAAGGGCAGAUUAUUGAAUCGACAGGAAGAUUCCGUGGCCAACCACGGCAAUACCUCUGAAGAGCAACCCAAGCAUAGCUGUGUGAGCCUCUCGUGAUCAGCACACGCAGCUGACGUAAAUAAAGAGAACAUAGUGUUGGACGGGGUUGUAAGUGUGGGUGACACAAGCGUAGUAGACAGCGAACGGGCGCACUUGAGGCGGGAAGGUGGAGAUACUGCGCUGGUGGAGAUUGGUCACAAGCCAGACACGCAGACGAUGGGUGAAGGCCAGAGCAAAAUCGCCAGUGACGGGGAGGAAUCUGGGGGGCAUCACAAGGGCUCGGGGAAGUCGAAUGCGAGCACACAGCCAAAUGGAGGGCAGACCCUGCAGAAAGAUGGGGAGAGUGAGAGUGCUGAGCAAUACGGGGAAAAGACGGAGAAGUUCGGUACGAGUACAGAUGCAGAUGCAAAUAAGGAGGUGAAGGCUGUUGAUGCGGGUGCAUCAAAGACCCAUGCAAAGUCUGGAGAGACCCAGGAGACGGAGAAGGCCAAUGGGGUCAGCGGUGAGGCACAGGACAGUACUACUGACAAUACAGGCACCUCUGAGAGACAGGAGGACAGUGACAAGGUAGAGGGCAAGCAGGAGCCAUCGGUGGGUGCGCAGACGGGCAGCCAGGGCCACGGUAGCAGAGAUGCGGGCUCGAACGGUGACAGAAGCAGUCCUGUGAGUGUGAACUCAGCCACAGACUCGUCGGAUGAGAUGUUGGCGGUGUUAGGGACCAGAAGGGAUGGGGAUAGCCACCUGACGAGAGACCGUGCACAGGAAGGUCACGAUGACGAACUGAAGGGUAGUGCGGGCGAAGGGAUGGCAGGUGAAGGUACAGAGAAACAGAACUCUGCGGUUGUAGUAGAGGCGUCGAAUGAAGCGGAGCAGCCGUCUAGUGCAGAUGUUGGCGGUGUCAAUGAGAGUGUGGAUGCCGAGCUUCGCAGUCAGGAGACGUCAGAGAUGAUGGGUAACAAGACAGAUGUGAGCGAUACGCGUGCAGCGGAGAGUGAGAGGAAGUUAGAAAAGAACAAUCAAGAGACCGGUCCUGUCCUAGUUGGUGCAGGUAAGGUGCAAGAGUCGGCAGUGGAGUCGACUGAGGACGCGGAUAGGGCUAGUAAGAGUGCAGAUAACGAUGUCGAGAAACAUGGGAAGAGUUCAGAGACAGCAAACGGACAGGAGACGAUGAAAAGCGAAACCGAGUCUGCUAAACCAGCACCAACAGACGAUGCAGAAAAGUCAAAUGUCAGGGCCAAGACUCCAUUGCUACCCAACAACCACACACCAACGGCAAGCACGCCAGAGGGGGCUCGGCCUGAUGCACAGCAACACCUGCAACCACGAGCACCAAAGACAAAGCAACCGCUAGUCGGAAGUACACCCGCGGAACAGGCGAACCAAAAUAACAUUCGCACACAAACAUUCGACACACCCGGCAGGAGGUCGUUCAGGAUACUCAUGGUGUCGCACGUGUGUGGGCGGCUGCACCUGCUCAAUAAUCUGGCGGAGAAAAGCGGUGCAAAAGCGAUAGUGAGCUGCGGCAAUUUCGGGUUCUUCGACGCCGCGAGUUACGACAACCUGCCCAUACACACAUUAAGAAAACUACUCAGGGAGCAAAAAGGAGUACUCCCGGAGCACAAAGAUAAACUCCUCGAGUUUAAAGAAGAUCGGUUGAGGGAAGCAAUGAAAGAGCAGAACAUACUGAGCGAGCUGCACAAUUACAUACAAAACGACGCCGGAGAGGCUGAGAGAAGGCUGCAUAUGCCUCUGUACGCGCUUUGGGGUGCUAAUGAAGGUAUGACUAUCCGCACUCUCAGUAUCUCACCACUCACUUUCAUGAGUCAUGUACCUGGUAUGCAGGAGAAGGUUUCGUAA
Sphaeroforma arctica JP610 is the source of this 2001-nucleotide messenger RNA. RefSeq lists its product as hypothetical. The transcript has 3 exons. The record is from RefSeq and is a predicted model, not a curated record. Lineage: Eukaryota; Ichthyosporea; Ichthyophonida. Bases 361 to 2001 code for a protein of 546 amino acids.